Molecule: messenger RNA, 600 nt
Organism: Mytilus trossulus (common blue mussel)
Lineage: Eukaryota; Metazoa; Mollusca; Bivalvia; Mytilida; Mytilidae
Product: collagen alpha-1(I) chain-like
Exons: 3
Coding region: 1-600 (199 amino acids)
Biological process (GO): extracellular matrix organization
Molecular function (GO): extracellular matrix structural constituent conferring tensile strength
Source: RefSeq, a predicted model, not a curated record
AUGACUGUGAUGAAUCAAGAAAUAUACCAAUAUAAGGAAAUAGGGGUAGCUGGUCCUCCUGGGAAACAGGGUGUUGAAGGAAAGAGAGGAUAUCCUGGUCGAGCUGGAACUCCUGGAUUAAAAGGAGAUAGAGGAGACCCUGGAAAAAUAGGACGUACUGGAUUGCGAGGUUUUAAUGGAUCUCAAGGAACAAAAGGUGAAAUAGGUAAUCCGGGGGAAAAUGGUAAAACUGGUGAAAGAGGACUUGCUGGACCGACUGGAUUAAGAGGAUUGGAUGGAGCACCUGGUAAUGAUGGACAUGACGGAGCACAGGGACCAGUCGGUGGUGAUGGUGUCCAGGGAAAAUCAGGAAAACCAGGAAAAACAGGACCUGCUGGAGCCGAUGGAGACAUUGGACCAUCUGGACCAUCUGGUUCGACUGGAUAUCCGGGACCACAAGGAGAUCUGGGAUUGAGAGGACGAAAGGGGAAAAAAGGAGAUGCUGGUCGCACAGGAGAUCGAGGCAACACUGGAUGUAGUGGAGAAUCUGGAUCAACAGGGCUACCGGGACCAACUGGUCCAAAAGGAGAAACUGGUUCGCCAGGAUAUAGGGGUAUUUAA